Molecule: messenger RNA, 1267 nt
Organism: Bactrocera tryoni
Lineage: Eukaryota; Metazoa; Arthropoda; Insecta; Diptera; Tephritidae
Exons: 4
Coding region: 356-1246 (296 amino acids)
Source: RefSeq, a predicted model, not a curated record
GAGCAGUUGAACGGCGGCAGCAGCGGUGGCAGCACCUUCGAGACUCGGAAAAAAUCGUGGUAAAACUUUCAGCUGAAAAAUUCAUAAAAAAUAGUUAGUGAGUGCUCAUAAGAAAAUUCGAAAACUGUUGAAAGGCGCGCAUAAAAAGUGAAGAAAAUAUGACAAAAUGAAAGCGAAGUAACUCUAAUGUCUACAAAAAAGGACACGGACUAAAAUAAAAAUCAAAAAUGCACGCCAAACUAUAACGAAAGCAAAACCAAUUACGCGCACAAGCCCAGUGCACCCUGAGGAACAAAAGCUCCUGCCCAACAACAGAAGACCCCAACCAUUCUCCAGGUCACCGUCCGCGCCGGCGAUGCUUUUGGAGUUUCUCAAAUAUGCCACAAGACUGCUGAAGAACAAUAUGACAACAAUUAUACUUGCUACAACAACAGCAACCGCCACAACGCCUACUCUUAAUAUAACAACAAAUUUCACAACAGCAACAACAACAACCAUUUCCAAUAUCAACUCCAGCGCCCUGCCCACACAUAACGGCAUGCUACCCGAACAACCCGCCACAACGCAACCCCCUUUGGAGAUCUUCAACACUACACUUAAAACGCUCUUCAAUAAAACACUCGCUAAUGUGGCGCAGGCUAAUUUAAGCGAUUACACCACACCAUCAACGCUUUCGAAUGGCACCGGUGUUGUCAGCGGCAUGGAGGUUGGCGGUACGUUGGCCGGAGGCGCAGCAACGGUAAUGUCCGCUUUGCCAACCUUACCAGUGUCGCGCUAUGCCAUGGAGGCGACCACGUCAUUGCCAGCACAAACGGUCGCCACAUUCAUGGCGGCGGGGAACAAGAACCGCGCCACAAUAAUUGUCUAUCCCACAGUUUCGCCCGAAUCCAUUGUGAUACCCAUCGUUUCGUGUAUUUUCGGUUUCCCUAUAUUGGCACUGCUUGUCAUCUGUUGCCUGCGUCGUCGCGCGAAAUUGGCACGUGAACGGGAUCGCCGACGAAAUUACGAUAUGCAGGACCAUGCUGUGAGCCUGGUCAGAUUUAGUCCCAUACAUAGGCUUAAUUACCGACCGUCGCGAGCUAUCAGUCUACGUCCUGAACGAAGCCUGAGCCAGGGUUUCACCUCCCUGGAGCUCGAUACCGUAGUGGAGGAACGCAGUGAUGUGGAACAAACGCAAACGGAAAUACUUAAUGCCGAAUCACCCAUGGAGACGACCUCCUCAUACCGAAUGUCCUUUUCAAGCUAACAAUUAGCGGAAAAACAAAAG